AUGAACUCCGACCUGGGCCUUCCGCCGACGCGCGCGACCCGCAAGCGAAAGACUACCACGUACGCCGACGACGAUAACGAUGACGAUGCGCACCUCAAAUACCAGUCCACACCACGGAAAGCCAAAAAGACGAAGAGCGCACCCGAAGUAAUCGACUUGACGGGAGAUUCCCCCAAGAAGUCUCAGAAGACUCUUGCUAAGAAGAGAGGCAAGCGCGACGCCGAUGCGCCUGCCGAAGAGAAGCGUGCGAGGGUGUUCCGCAAGCAGGCACCACAAAGCUACCUCGCGAUCAAGGAAAGAGCCUUCACACAGCGCCUCACGGUCCUUUCGCGCGAACGCUGCGGAAGCGAUGAUGUGCCCGAGGAGAAGGUCAUUGUCGCAGGCUCUACAGGCAACGUCUACACCGUCUCAGUUGGUCUCGUCCCGAGCUGUGACUGUCCACACGCGAAGAAGGGCAAUCAAUGCAAGCACAUCAUAUACGUCAUGUUGCGCGUGCUGAAGGCACGGGAAGAUGUCGCAUACCAGCUAGCCCUCAUCCGCUCCGAGCUGCGCGAAGUCAUCAAGAACGCGCCGCCCAUUCCCGGCGUUGAGACAGACGGAAAGGACGGUACUGAACAAGAGGGCCAAGACGGCAACCGCAAGCCCAUCGAGGGUGAAUGCCCCAUCUGCUACGACGAACUCGGCGAGAACGAACCCAUCGUAUACUGCAAAGCCAGCUGUGGAAACAACGUGCAUAAGGCUUGUAUGGCGAAUUGGAUUGCUGUCUCAAAGGGCAAAGCGACUUGUCCAUACUGUCGUGCCAAGUGGGAGGCAGACACAGGCCUCGAGGGUAAGCUGGGCGAAGUCGACACAAAGAAUCUGGAGAGGAAUGAGGACGGCUAUGUUAAUGUUGCAGGACAACUCGGUCUCAGUGGGGAGCGGGAUUAUUCCACAUAUCAUCAGUACUGGGUCCGACGACAUCUAGGCCAUGGUGGGCGGAGGAGGGGUGGCUACGAUUACGAUGGUGACUACUAG
Molecule: messenger RNA, 1014 nt
Organism: Alternaria ethzedia
Lineage: Eukaryota; Fungi; Ascomycota; Dothideomycetes; Pleosporales; Pleosporaceae
Exons: 1
Coding region: 1-1014 (337 amino acids)
Molecular function (GO): ubiquitin protein ligase activity; zinc ion binding
Source: RefSeq, a predicted model, not a curated record